Messenger RNA from Suncus etruscus (white-toothed pygmy shrew), 3277 nucleotides. RefSeq names its product BUB1 mitotic checkpoint serine/threonine kinase (gene BUB1). Bases 1 to 3255 code for a protein of 1084 amino acids. The transcript is spliced from 25 exons. Gene Ontology annotation, molecular function: protein kinase activity; ATP binding. The record is from RefSeq and is a predicted model, not a curated record. NCBI's taxonomy places the organism in Eukaryota, Metazoa, Chordata, Mammalia, Eulipotyphla, Soricidae. Gene Ontology annotation, biological process: mitotic spindle assembly checkpoint signaling; protein phosphorylation; meiotic sister chromatid cohesion, centromeric.
AUGGACACCCCGGAAAAUGUCUUUCGAAUGUUUGAAGCUCAUAUGCAAAGCUAUAAGGGAGAUGACCCACUUGGAGAAUGGGAAAGUUACAUGCAGUGGGUGGAAGAAAAUUUUCAUGAAAAAAAAGAAUACCUGACAACAUUAUUAGAACAUUUAAUGAAGGAAUUUUUAGAUAAGAAGAAAUACCACAGUGAUCCAAGAUUUAUCAAUUACUGUUUAAAAUUUGCUGAAUGCAACAGCGAUCGCCACCAGUUUUUUGAGUUUCUAUACAACCAUGGUAUUGGGACCUUGUCUUCUCAUCUGUACCUAGCCUGGGCUGGGUACCUGGAAAGCCAGGGGCAGCUGCAACAUGCCAGUGCCGUCUUUCGGAGAGGAAUUCAAAAUCAGGCAGAACCCCAGGAGCUGCUGCAGCAACGGUACAGAUUAUUUCAGACACGUCUUGCUGAAGCUCGUUUGCCGGCUCCAGCCAGGACCUUAGCACCUCUGCAUGAUGCUCAGAUUUUAAAUAGAACAGUAACAUCAAAACCACAGCCAGAGAAUGACUCCACUUGCUGCUCUAAGAACCAGGGUUCAGAACCUUCUGGAGUUCCAUCUUCAGCUUGUGAGGUAGAGUCAAAAAAAGACCAAAGGGUGAUCUUCAUUUCUAAAUCUGGAUAUUCUGUACCCUCAUCCAUGGCAGCCAAUGCUGAUGUUAAGCAAGUAAUAAUGUAUUGCAAGGAGAAGCUCAUCCAAGGAGACUUAGAAUUUUCCUUUGAAGAACUGAGAGCUCAGAAAUAUAGUCAACGGAGAAAGCAUGAACAAUGGGUAAAUGAAGACAAACAAUACAUGAAAAAGAAAGAAGCCAAUGCAUUUGAAGAACAGCUACUUAAACAAAAAUUGGAUGAGCUUCAUAAGAAUUUGCUUCUGGUAGUUGAGCCAUCCAGUGAAAACCUGGUCAGGAAACCUCUCCAGGAUAUGACUAAGGUUCAUCCAGUACGUCUGGGAUCGGGUGUUGGCUCCCAGCAGGAACCAAGAAUUCCACCUCUUCCAGUCUUAAGUCAGCAAACGGCCAACAUCAUGGGAGAGAAACCUCAAGAACAAACUUCUGUUCUUCCUCUUCACUUAAAUGCUGUCACCCCUGGUGUCUCACAGAGUAUAGAUCCUCCUGUCCCUUUGACCUCUCAGUACAUGCCAGAGCCCGCAUUUGUAGGGACCAGCAAAGAUGGCAGAUCUAUGAAUGAAAGGACUCGAGAAUUUAAGCCACAGAACAGAGCAGAGGUAAAAGAAGGCUGUGAAGCACACAAGGUUGUCAAUACAAGUUCUUUUCAUGAAACUCCAAACACAUCGCUAGGGACAGUCCAAGCCACACCCUCUAAAGUGCAGCCCUCACCUACUGUGCACACAAAGGAAGCACUAGGUUUCAUCAUGGAUAUGUUUCAGGCACCUACACUGCCUAAUAUUUCUCAUGAUAAAGAUAAAUGGCCAGCUCUAGAUGAAAGUGAAGAUGCAUUUGAAGCCCAGUUCCAAAAAAAUGCAAGGUCUUCUGGGACUUGGGGAGUCAAUAAGAUGAUCUCUUCCAUGUCAGCAGCUUUUCCUGUGUUUGAAGAUGGAAACAAAGAAAAUUAUGGGUUACCACAACCUAAAAAUAAACCCCCAGGAACCAGGACCUUUGGCGAACGCUCUGUAAGUGGAUUCCCUUCAAAGCCAAAUGACAUACUUCAUACUGCAGAGUUUUCAGAUGAUUCAACAGUUUGGGGUAUCCCCUGCAACAAGACCCUAGCCCCGUGCCCAAAGAAUGUGGGAGACUUUACCUCUGCUGCCCAGCUUGCAUCUACACCUUUCCACAAACCCUCUUAUUUGGUGCAGGCUCUGGAAGAUAAAGAAAAUGUGACAGCAGAACAGGGUACCCAUCUGGCUUUGGACACUUGUAAGAAAAACGUAGCAAAAGCCUCAAAAGACAAAAAGUUCAGUCCAGUUCAGUUGGAAACCCCAGAGCCAGAAAUCUCUGCAAGCAUACCCUCUGUAACUGCUUUGCUGUGUGGCCAGGACCAUCCUGCCCCAGGCAGGCUGCUAACCAGUGAUGCCGAACGGGGCCUGAAGGCUUGUAUGCUCAUUGACAAGGACUGCACCACUGCAGAGAAACCUCCAGAGACCAGCAUAGGGCUCCCAGCAGAACGGAUGAAACCAAGGGGUUCACUUGGGAUCAUCAGUGCAACAAAUUUCACGGUUGAGAAUCCAUGGGAUGAUAAAUUGAUUCUCAGACUUCUGUCUGGACUGUCUAAACCAGUGAGUUCCUAUCCAGAUACUUUUGAAUGGCAAUGCAAGCUUCCAGUUAUCAGGCCCAAGACUGAAUUACAGUUGGGUCCCUUGUUGCUCUAUGUUGACUCUCUACUUGGAGAAGGGGCCUUCGCCCAAGUCUAUGAAGUUAUCCAUGGAGAUGUGAAUGACAACAGAAACAAGCAGAAGUUUGUCUUAAAGGUCCAAAAGCCUGCCAACCGUUGGGAAUUUUACAUUGGAGCACAGCUGAUGGAGAGACUGAAGCCAAGUAUGCAGCACAUGUUUAUCAAGUUUUAUGCAGGCCACUUCUUCCAGGGUGGCAGUAUAUUGAUGGGAGAGCUCUACAGUUACGGGACCUUACUAAAUGCCAUUAACCUCUACAAGACCACCCCUGAAAAAGUGAUGCCUCAAGCAUUAGUGCUCGCUUUUGCUAUGAGGAUGCUUACCAUGAUAGAGCAAGUUCAUGGCUGCCAGAUCAUUCAUGGAGACAUCAAGCCAGACAACUUUAUACUUGGAAACAGAUUUUUGGAACAGGACCGCGAAGGUGAUGAUUUUUCUGAUGGUUUGGCACUGAUUGACCUGGGCCAGAGUAUAGAUAUGAGACUCUUCCCCACGGGAACUGUAUUUACAGCCAAGUGUGAGACAUCUUGUUUUCAGUGUACUGAGAUGCUCAGCAACAAACCAUGGAACUAUCAGAUUGAUUAUUUUGGAGUUGCAGCAACUGUGUACUGCAUGCUUUUUGGCACUUACAUGAAGGUGAAAAAUGAAAAAGGAGUUUGGAAGCCUGAAAGUCUUUUCAAGAGACUUCCUCAUUUGGAUAUGUGGAGUGAGUUCUUUCACAUCAUGUUGAAUAUACCAGAUUGUGAUCAUCUUCCAUCUUUGGAUCUGCUCAGGCAAAAGCUAAAGGAAACAUUUCAACAACACUAUGCUAACAAGAUUAAGACCACACGGAACAGGCUCAUUGUACUUCUUCUAGAAAAUAAGCGUUCUCGGAAAUAAAACAUGGACGCUCCUUAAAACU